This is a messenger RNA of Pelobates fuscus (common spadefoot toad), 1619 nucleotides long. Its product is annotated as catalase-like. NCBI's taxonomy places the organism in Eukaryota, Metazoa, Chordata, Amphibia, Anura, Pelobatidae. Gene Ontology annotation, molecular function: heme binding; catalase activity. The transcript has a single exon. Gene Ontology annotation, cellular component: mitochondrion; peroxisome; cytoplasm. Gene Ontology annotation, biological process: hydrogen peroxide catabolic process; response to hydrogen peroxide. The record is from RefSeq and is a predicted model, not a curated record.
GGUAAACAUGGCGUCUCAAAGGGAGAAAUGUGCUGACCAAAUGAAGCUCUGGCAGGAGAGCCGGGGCUCGCAGAAACCAGAUGGCGUCACCACAUGAGGUGGCAACCCAAUAUCUGACAAGGGCAACCUACUAACCGCUGGUCCAAGGGGACCACUGCUGCUGCAAGAUGUGGCAUUCUUGGAUGAAGUAGCUCAUUUUGACAGAGAGAGGAUCCCCGAAAGAGUCGUUCACGCAAAAGGCGGAGGGGCUUUUGGAUAUUUUGAGAUUACGCAUGACAUCACUAAAUACAGCAGAGCCAAAGUAUUCGAAUACGUUGGAAAACGAACACCAAUUGCCGUGAGGUUCUCCACUGUUGUGGGAGAAUCUGGCUCUUCUGACACAGUUCGAGACCCUCGAGGGUUUGCAGUAAAAAUGUACACAGAAGAAGGAAACUGGGAUCUAACUGGCAAUAACACCCCCAUCUUCUUCAUCCGAGAUGCCAUGUUGUUUCCAUCAUUCAUCCAUUCUCAGAAGAGAAACCCCCAGACUCAUCUCAAGGAUCCAGACAUGGUCUGGGAUUACUGGUCACUGCUCCCUCAAUGUCUUCACCAGAUUUCAUUCCUGUUUUCUGAACGUGGCAUUCCAGAUGGCUUCCGCCACAUGAACGGCUAUGGGUCACACACCUUCAAGCUUGUGAAUGCCAAAGGUGAAGCCGUGUACUGCAAAUUCCAUUAUAAGACUGACCAGGGCAUUCGCAACCUUACCGUGGAGGAUGCACAGCGCUUGGCUUGUGAAGACCCGGACUAUGCAAUCCAUGACUUGUAUGAAGCCAUCGCCAAUGGGAACUUCCGAUCUUGGACCUUCUACAUCCAGGUCAUGACCUUCCAGGAAGCAGAGAAAUUCAAAUUAAACCCAUUUGACUUGACCAAAAUCUGGCCUCAUGGGGAUUAUCCACUCACCCCUGUGGGUAAGCUGGUGCUGAACAGGAACCCAACAAACUACUUUACAGACGUGGAGCAGCUUGCCUUUGACCCAAGUAACAUGCCCCCUGGAAUUGAGCCAAGCCCUGAUAAAAUGCUUCAGGGUCGUCUCAUCUCCUACCCGGACACACACAGACACCGCCUGGGUGCAAACUACCUGCAGCUACCUGUGAACUGCCCAUACAGGGCUCGCGUGGCCAAUUACCAACGCAAUGGGCCCAUGUGCUUUUCUGAUAACCAGGGUGGCGCUCCAAACUAUUUCCCCAACAGUUUCUCUGCUCCUGAAAGCCAGUCUUGCGUGAAGGAACACAAGUUUAAAGUGUCCUCUGAUGUAGCACGUUACAACAGCACAGACGAAGAUAAUGUCUCCCAGGUGAGAGACUUCUACAGGAAAGUGCUUAAUGAAGAGGAACGCAAGCGUCUGUGUGAGAACAUCGCUGGACAUCUGAAGGACGCGCAGAUCUUCAUCCAGAACACAGCAGUGAAAACUUUCAUGGAUGUUGACCCUGAAUAUGGCUCCCAGGUCAGGGCCCUUCUGGAUAAAUACAACGCGGAGUGCCCAGCAAAGAAACCUGUGAAAACAUACUCCCAGUACUCUUCUUACCCAACUUCAAAAGACAAAUCCAACUUGUAACCUGCCUACGUCUAAAGAAUUAUCC